Plasmodium cynomolgi strain B is the source of this 2424-nucleotide messenger RNA. RefSeq lists its product as hypothetical. Lineage: Eukaryota; Apicomplexa; Aconoidasida; Haemosporida; Plasmodiidae. The coding region runs from base 1 to 2424 and encodes 807 amino acids. The transcript is spliced from 21 exons. The record is from RefSeq and is a predicted model, not a curated record.
AUGAAUGCAGUGAGGAAAUGCCCAUCAGGGAGAGGCUCGUCAAAAAGUAUCCUGUUUAGAACUGCCCUCCCGGGAGGCAUCCCCCCAAGGAGCAUCCCCCAAAGGAAGAGCGGCCACCCCCUCAUUCACCAUGUGAGGAAGUCCCCCUUCUAUACCUCAGUGGCUGUCCACAAUUUUGACCUGAGAGCAAAUGAGCAGCUUCUCCUGAGCAAUGCCAUCACAGUGAACAAUGAAACGGCGCUACUUAACGGGUGCCUGAAUUUCAUGAAGAAUUUCGAAAGCUUUGCCGCCAUCUGUUGUGCUUGUAGCGACCCCAAGAAUAAGCUGAAGAAGGCCAUAUGGUUCUCCAGCAUCGGCAUCGAGAUGAGCGACUUCGUCCAGUACUGCUACGAAGGCGAUGAAGGGUCCCAAAAUGGGGAAACCAAAAAAAUACUGGAGGAAAUCGUCAAGUCGGAGUGCCCUGUAGUACUGAGGGAUAGAAACAGCGUCCGUCUAGACCCAGAUGUAGCCCCCAAAAAGGUUGUCAACUCGGCCAAGAGGAUGAGAUAUUUUUUCAACAUCUCGGAAGUUCACACGUGUCGAGGCUGCUACAAGAAGAACAGGUGCAAGCGCUUUCUGCAGAAAUACGCAGGUGAACCCGACUUCUCCGACUUCACCCGAUUAAUGACAGGAUUUUACAACAUAAGCAAAGCCUACAUAAGACGAAAUGAAGUGGACAGGUCGGAGCUCCGACACGUGGUAGAAAAGGUGAACUACUUCCACUGUGCACUCUUCUACGUGUAUAACUACCUCCUGAAACACAGGCACUUUAACUAUAACGCGGUGGAGGAAGGAAACAGAAGCGCCAUAUUGACCUACCUGAGGGAAAAGAGACGUAACUUGCUGCUCUUAAAAAAUCAAAGACAGCAGGAGAAGGUCAUGAAUAUCCCCAGGGAGUACUCCGAUGUGAUCAUCCCGACAGACAAGGCCAAGAUGAAGAAGAGGCAGAGGAAUGUCUUCGAGAGGCUCCAGCGGUUUCGGAGACGGUCCCAAUUGGCAGAGGACGAAGAAAAGUUCAUUUGGAUGGAGGAGCAGGAAGAGGAGGACGCACAAGAAAAGGACCCCCCAGCCGAUUCGUACGACCAACCACUCCACAACGACUCAACAAGGAAGAACGAGCUGAAUAACGAGCUGAAUAACGCCACCGAUGAAAACAGUUUGGUAGAAAUAAAAGACAAAAAUGAACCCCUGUCUUCCUUUCGUUUCCACUAUAUGACAAAAAUGGAGAAACCUGGCACAUCUAAGGAGGUCUGCAAUUACAACAAAAUGUAUAAUAAAUACUCCAGCCUACUCCAAAAGAAGGUGUGCGUCAAUUUGGACGACCAGGACGUGGACGAGGAGAUAAUCAAGGCCGAAAGCCUUCUCUUCAAAAUCCCCGAGGCCGUCGGAGGAUACACCUUUAUAAACUACAUCGAGAGCCAGCCCAAUAAUUUUAUAUUGCCCAUUAAUGAAAACUUGUACAAGGGCAUUCAAGUAUACAAACGGGAGGAACUCAAUUUGGGAGACUUUUGGUCCAACAUUAACAACGAGGAGCUGAAAAUCAAAAGAGUUGGCUUCUACAAUCCGUUUAACAUAAAGCAGAAUUUGGAGAUAGCGAUGCAGAAGAAGGGGGCCCCCCCGCGCAGUCGCUCUGCGCAGGAAAAAGACGAGGAAAUUAUCGACCUAUCAGAUGACCUAUCGAGCUUUCAAGAAUAUCUAAACACGAGGAAAAGAGCAGAAGGGAAAAGCAGGAGGCGGGAGAGGAGCCACAUAAAUUUGGAUGACUCUCCAUCCUACGACGCUUCUUCCCCUGUGGUUGAUCCAAAGAGUAGUGAUCAUUUUGAAGACACGAACGAUGAGGAUGCCCGAUUUGCCUACUUUAAGAAACUGAGGAACGAGCGACUCAACGUGGACGAGCACGAAGAGGUGAAGGAGGAGUUCAACAGCGUUUACAACGAGACGUACAAUGCCAAAGGGGAGCCCGGAGAGGCCUACCACCACACGCACCACAUAAGGAGGAGGCUCAUCGACGAGGAGAAAGGCGAAAGAGGGGUCACGCCGGAGGACAUCCGAGAGGAAAGGAGGCGUCUCUUGCAGGCGGGUCGGAAGGAGCUUAAGGAGCAGUCCUUUUACUUAUUCAAUAAUGUUAAGUUUCCCGAGUUGCCCGCGGAGUUAUCCUCAGAGGAGGGCCUCGACCCAGGAGACAAAAGGAGGAAGAAUCUAAACGAUCAGCUUAAGAAGUAUAUUCGUCCCCAAUCACAGAAACGGAACUCUAAUGUGCCGGAGCUGACAGAGGAAACGAUCGAAGCUCAUUGUUCGUCCGCCCAGGGAUCUCGAAGCUUAGAAAUUAUGUUGAAGAAAAAAAGGAAGCAUUUCAAAGGAGGUGCAAAUGUAGAAGAACAUUAA